Lottia gigantea (owl limpet) is the source of this 2684-nucleotide messenger RNA. RefSeq lists its product as hypothetical. The coding region runs from base 10 to 1353 and encodes 447 amino acids. NCBI's taxonomy places the organism in Eukaryota, Metazoa, Mollusca, Gastropoda, Lottiidae. The transcript has 15 exons. Gene Ontology annotation, cellular component: dynactin complex. The record is from RefSeq and is a predicted model, not a curated record.
UAGUUCAAGAUGUCUACCUACUUGGCCGUCAAUUUGGUCAAAUAUGUUUGUUCGUGUAGCAAACUUUUACCGGUUUGCAGAUUGUAUUUAUGUCGGCAUUGUUUGAAGCUUCGAUGUGCAGACUGCGUUCAGCAUGAGGCUGACACACCGUAUUGUCCAAAUUGUAUGGAGAAUAUGCCAUCAUCUGAAGCUAAGUUAAAGAAAAACCGAUGUGGAAGUUGUUAUGAUUGUCCUGGAUGUGGCCAUACUUUAAUGACUAGAGCUAGUAGUCACUCAUUGCCAGAUCCUGAAGAUGCCACUAAAACCAUAUCUAAAAAGAUGUAUUAUAUGGCUUGUGGAUUUUGUCGAUGGACUACACGGGAUGUUGGCAUUGAAGACCAGUCUGUUGCUAGUGGUGGGUGGCAAGAUCAAGAAAAUCCAGAUCUGAAAAGGAUAAACAAUCUGUUGGAACAUUAUCGUAAACUGGCUCAAAAGGAAAAGGCUGAGAAAGAGAGGAAGAAAUAUGUUAAAAGAAGGAGUCAUAUGUAUUACACAGACAAGUAUGGUCUUACAUCAGUUGCUGCUUCUAAAAGAAAGACUUUGUCCUCAUUUUCAUCAUUAAGUGUUAAAGAUGAGGAGACUAUUACUGAAUUAGAAGUAGGAAAAACUGUGGAGGAUUUUGAACCAUUACCAGAAGAUAUCUUCACUAAACCAUUGGAGAUAACCAAAUUAACUACUAUGGACCAGAGACUAACAACUCCAGAGUUUCAACCAUCUGCUAGUAAAAAUAUGUAUCCUCUACAUAAACAUUUAUUGAUUAGAAAAUCUUUAAGAUGCAAGGAAUGUGAACAUAAUCUGAGUAAACCAGAUUUCAACCCAUUAUCAAUAAAGUUUAAAAUCCAGUUAAUUGCAUUAAACCAUAUUCCUGAAGUAAGAAUUGGUAGUCCUGUUAAUUUUGCUCCUAAAAAGGAAAAUGUAGUGGUUUUAACGCUGAAUAAUCCUCAAACAUUUGAUACAGUAGUUAAACUAUUACCUCUUGAUGAUGAAAGUGGAUUCUCUAACAGUGAGAUUGAAUUACCUAAGAGAGAAUUAAUAUUAGCUAAAAGAAAUGAUUUAGCAGGAUAUGAUGACAGUGCUGUCAAACAAGACUUUAAAGAUGAUUCAAGUGUUGUAGCAUUUAGAAAUUUAAAUAAAAUUGGUAUAUUUGUGAAGGUUGUACCUAACGUUGAUCAAGGUGAUGUUAGGAUCACAUUUACCAUGCAACAUGAAUAUCGUAAUACAACAGCUACUUUAGGUACAGAAGAUACAGAACCACCUGUAGUUUGGAUUGAACAAAAAGUUUUUGUAAAUUUAGGAGCCAUUAAGUCCUCCUAGAUAUUCUAACUUAAUCUCUUAUUUAUUUUAUUGUAUGGCUUUGGUACUAGCUCUUGUUACUGGAUUGGAUUUUCAAAACAAACGUAAAUCAUUGAAACUAUUGUUCUUGGGGCUGCUUUCAUUUGAACUUUUCAUUUUUGCUUUAAAUCUAGUCAAUUUAUAUCUCUAAGCCUUCCAUUCUGUUUGUUCUGAAUUACAGCUGAACUUAAUUUAUAAUUUUUCAGUUUAAUUCUAUAUUCCAAAACCAGAACCCUUUUCAAAACAUCACUAUUUUAAGAAAUACAAUAAUUGAUUAAUAUAAUAAUCAAUUUCAAUCAACAACAAAAAUAACAAACAUUACCUUAAAUAUUCGUGAAAUUUGCUUUUAAAAGGCCUUUUUAGUCGGGAAAUAGUUGAGGGGUUUGCAAAAAGAGUAAAACUGUUCUUUGGAUGGUUUAUUGAUGCAAGGACUUGAUGCAUUUAUAAAUCUGCUCACUAGUUUAUAUCGGUCAAUUGACUAUUUUCUAACUACUUUAAAGAAAAGUCAAGUUAUAAGCUUACUCAUGAUAUUCUGUAUCAAUUACAUUAGUCUUUCAUCCAUUCUCACACCGCUUUUGCCUCUUAAUGUACUGCAAGACAUAAACAUAGCUUCUGUAGUGUGGUAUGAGUAAGAAUAGCACAAUAAUUGACCAUGGUACUUCAUGAUUACUAGUGCCGACUAGUCUAGAACACAAUAGAUCAUGAUUUACUAGUGCUGACUAGACUAGAACACAAUAGAUCAUGAUUUACUAGUGCUGACUAGACUAGAACACAAUAGAUCAUGACUUACUAGUGCUGUCUUGACUGGAAUACAAUAGAUUUACAAGUGCUGAUUAGACUAUAACACAACAGAUCAUGAUGUACCAAUGCUGUCUGGAAUAGAAUACAAUAGAUAAUGAUUUACUUGUGUUUCCUCAAUGGAACAUGAUAGAUCAUGAUUUAUUGGUGCUGUCUUGACUAGAAUACAAAAGAUCAUGAUUUACCAGUGCUGUCUUGACUGGGACACAAAAGAUCAUGAUUUACUUGUGUUUUCCUUAAUGGAACACAAUAGAUUAUGAUUUACUAUUGCUGUCUUGACUGAAAUACAAUAAAUCAUGAUUUACUUCUGUUUUCUUGACUAGAACACAAUAGAUCAUGAUUUACUAGUGCUGUCUUGGCUGGAAUACAAUAAAUGUUUUCCUUAAUGGAACAUAAUAGAUCAUGAUUUACUAGUGCUGUCUUUACUAGAACACAAUAGAUCAUGAUCAAUAAUAUGGUUGUAAAAAUAUUGUUAUUUACGUUUAAUGUAUUCGAAUAAAAGCUAAUCAUUGAGC